AUGGACAUGCACAAUAUCGACGUCGACGCGUUCGUCGACGUGUCCACCGCACAUAUCUCACUGAUGCCUGCCUUACCACGAUGGGCCGUCCACUGCCAACCUGUAAGCUCGCUGUUGCUUGGCCAUCAAGAGCUCACGCGCCCAGUCCACACCGUCGUCCUCGAGGCCACGCCGUUCCUCCUCAUCUGGACGCCGAGCGACGGCCUCCGCGGCCUGCGCGAGCUCGGCGAGCCCUGGGUCUUGUCGCGGGACAGGAAGACGCACGUCCUGAUUCUGACAGGGCACGGGGUGCCGUCUCACGACCUCCCGGCCCUCGUCUCGUCCAUCUCCGCGUCAAGUCUAAGCAUAACCAUCACAUCGUCGUCCGCGUCCCACCCCGCGCCGGAACCCGAGCUCUUCAACACGCUCUACCUGUCGCGGCUGCGCAGCCUGUCCCUGUCCUCGUCGGGCCCAGCCAGCGCCGACACAUUCACCUUCCUCGCCGCGUUCCUCCGUCUCUCCUCCUCGCGCGGGCUGGAGCGGCUGGCGCUCGACCCGGGCCCGUUGACGGCAGGCGAGGUCCAGGUGCUCGCGGACACGGUCGAGCGGCACAAUGCCAGCCUGUCCGAGCUGUGCGUUGCUGGCUGCCGGCCGCAACGGGCCCGGUGUUACUGCCGCAGCGGGUGGGGUCUCGGCGCCAUGCUCGACGAGAGCAAGCGCCUCGGGGCCGCACUGCGGCGGAACGAGCGCCUGCGUGUCCGCGCCGGCCGGGCAGCGAUCCGCGCCCUCGUGCUCGCCUGCGUGCUCUUCCACGCCAGAGACGACCGCCGCGGCGUAGUGAAAGCCAUGGCGUCGAUGUGGGGCACGCGUGUUCGCCCAGCCAAGCCCGCCGGGCCGCCGUUCCCUGUCCUCCGGCUGCCCCGCGACGUCGUGGUGCGCAUCGUGCGCUUCGCCACCGGCGACCCAGGCGCCCUCGCGCCCGACCAGUGGGAGCGCGUGUUCGCGCUCGCUGCCGAUCGGCAGGGGCUGCGCCGCGUCGGCACGGCGUUUGGCGGCGCGCGCACGAGCGAGGUCAUUGCCGAGUGGCUUGCUGAGGGGGGAUUCUUCUGGGACCGCGCUAUUCCACCCUCGGCGCGGAGCGACCUGCGCCGGGUGUCGUAG
Vanrija pseudolonga is the source of this 1140-nucleotide messenger RNA. RefSeq lists its product as uncharacterized. The transcript has 2 exons. Lineage: Eukaryota; Fungi; Basidiomycota; Tremellomycetes; Trichosporonales; Trichosporonaceae. The record is from RefSeq and is a predicted model, not a curated record. The coding region runs from base 1 to 1140 and encodes 379 amino acids.